This is a messenger RNA of Hydractinia symbiolongicarpus, 1419 nucleotides long. RefSeq lists its product as uncharacterized. Bases 72 to 1106 code for a protein of 344 amino acids. The record is from RefSeq and is a predicted model, not a curated record. NCBI's taxonomy places the organism in Eukaryota, Metazoa, Cnidaria, Hydrozoa, Anthoathecata, Hydractiniidae. The transcript has 3 exons. Gene Ontology annotation, molecular function: DNA-binding transcription factor activity.
UGGCUAGUUUGUAUCGGUGAAAGUUGGCGGCCUGAAAUAUAUUUUUUUUUCGACGUCGUGUGACGUUAGCGAUGUCGUCUCGCCGUGAAUAUCAGAUUCCGCGGGAAAAGUACUUCAUAAAAUUAUUAUAUAAUGAGAAGAAGGUGUGCGUUGCACGUGUUUUCAUAAACACGAAGAAAAUAUUAAAAUUGAAAGUUUUUUUUCACAACUGUAUUUUUUAUACGUAUUUUGGUGGUAAAAACGGAGUACUUUGUGGUGUUGUUGCUAAAUUAUGGGUGAGUUUUUCAUUUAUUUUGACUGAAUUUUUUUUUCAUGUAGAAAUAUUUAUCCACGAAAUGGAUUACUACAUUUUUGAUAUUUUUUCUCAAGGUGAAUCCGGUGAAUCUAGUAGUUCGUUACAUCGUUAUCCCUCGUAUAGUGAAUUUCACGAGGCUUUGGAUUCAUACGAAGUGAAGACGAAAACUCAUUACACAGUUUUGUCAGAAACCAAAGAUUUCAACAAAGAUCAAUGUUUACAAGAGGUUUUAGAAGCCUCUUCAUCACCUCAAAUUUGUUGGCAAUUAACACAUAAAGAAGACAGUCUUCCCAUUCAUUUUAAUGGCAUACCAUAUAUAUGGCUCGGUACAAAGAAUUACCAAUGCCACCAAGGGAAAGACAGAGGUAUCUCUAUAAAAAAGAAAUACAAACAAGAUCGAGAAGAAAAACUUCGUGGUGACCACCCCGAAUGUGUUAGAACGAGAAAACUGGCACAACACACCAAGAAGUUGGAUUGUCCUGUUGUAUUCAGCGUGAAGAAACUCCUACUGUUUCCUGGGUAUAAAAUCGAAAAAGAUUCUAAAUGGAACAGAACUGUUGCUUCAAAAAAAUUGAAAGGCGCAUUGGUGAAGUAUCACAUGAAAGAUGAUCAAUUAACAAUAGAGAGUCGAUUGCAGUAUAUAACGACAUUUCCAACUGAGACGCAUAGCAACCAUAAUAUGGGAGAGGCUGCUGGAUUAAUCGAACCAUUGGACCAACGAGUUGCUAAUUAUAUGAAACAAUUAAUUAGAGGUGGUUGUCGAAAAACAAGAGACGAUGAGCAUAAAAAAUGGAGAUGCUUGGCAUGUUAGGACGGACAUUUCUUUUAGUUGUACCUAUAUUUUUUAGAUUUAGAGUUUUUCUUAUCAACAACAAACCAUGACACAACACACCUAAUUUCCUCCUUUUCCAUGAUAAAUAUUUCCGUACGGAAGAAACACAAGGGACCGUGAAGUCGAGGCGCGGGACUGGCGGCAAGACGAAUUUUGAAAAGUCGUCAAAAAAUAUCGACCAACUUUCACCGAUACAAACUAGCCACCACCGCACCUGACCUGAGCUCGUGAUAUUUUGCGGACCGUCUGGGAACAAGCUUGAAAUCAAGAACACAGGGCCGAUGUGAUCAGU